AUGGGUAUCACAGAGAGUAAAUUGCUAGUUGCCAGCUUCUCUAGAGCUUGUAAUGAAGCAGAGAUGACUGAUGGUCCAAGCCAGAAUAAAAAUAUUCUCGCUGACCCACUGGUGCAGAGUCAGAUUAAAAACAUCCUCUCCAAUCCACAGCGGAGAAUCUUCCUCAUUAUUUUCGCUCGCUUGAAGGCAAGACUAGGACAUGUUCGCCUAUCUCCUGUUGCCCAAGAACUUCUUAUUUUCAUCCUUCUACAUUCAGGCUUUGUUGUUGAGGAUGCGUCGGAUAUUUACGAAAAUUUUGGCGACUGGGCAUCAAGAGGAGAGAAGUAUGAGGCACUGGCAAUGGCUUGUGGGGGGCUUGAUUUCUUAUUUGUCCUCCCUGACAAUAUCUCCGACACAUUCUGGGAGAAGGAUCUGCCAAGGUCUGGCAAAGCACGUGAUGAGCUGAUAAAAACACUUCAACAAGGCAUUCGCAGAUUUGUGGAGGAAUUCAGUGAUGUUUCAAUCUUGGAGGAAGUUAUUGCUUAUAUAUGGCCUCGUCUGGAGGAAGAGAUAUCCUCGGCUAUGAAGCAGCACGAAGGAACCCACCCUCAACAAUCUGCGCAUAUUCUAACCGGUGACCCGAAUAUCUUCCAUGGGGAGCCAACCACACACGCUCCAACAUCGAAUGUGGAUGGACCCCGCCCUCAACUGCUUGUGCCACAUGUUUUCCUGGCCGGUCUCUCCAUAUGA
Molecule: messenger RNA, 729 nt
Organism: Histoplasma mississippiense
Lineage: Eukaryota; Fungi; Ascomycota; Eurotiomycetes; Onygenales; Ajellomycetaceae
Exons: 4
Coding region: 1-729 (242 amino acids)
Source: RefSeq, a predicted model, not a curated record